AUGAUGUCUGCAAAAGACCUGGCUAAAGUAAUGGUUGUCUUGUUUGCAAUUUGUUUUCUUACCGAACUGGAAGGGAAACCUGUUAUGAGGAGAUCUGUGAGUGAAAUACAGUUUAUGCACAACCUGGGCAAACAUCUGACCUCAAUGGAAAGAGUGGAGUGGCUUCGUAAGAAACUGCAGGAUGUGCACAAUUUUAUUGCCCUCGGAGCCCCUGCUGCUCCCAGAGAUGGUGGGUCCCAGAGGCCCCGAAAAAAGGAAGACAACGUCCUGGUUGACAGUAAUCAAAAAAGUCUUGGAGAGGUAGACAAAGCUGAUGUGGAUGUAUUAAUCAAAGCUAAAUCCCAAUGAGAACACAUAGGAUCAGAAAA
Messenger RNA from Loxodonta africana (African savanna elephant), 368 nucleotides. It is a transcript of the gene PTH, whose product is annotated as parathyroid hormone. The record is from RefSeq and is a predicted model, not a curated record. Gene Ontology annotation, molecular function: hormone activity; parathyroid hormone receptor binding. The transcript has 2 exons. Gene Ontology annotation, biological process: cell-cell signaling; intracellular calcium ion homeostasis. Lineage: Eukaryota; Metazoa; Chordata; Mammalia; Proboscidea; Elephantidae. Bases 1 to 348 code for a protein of 115 amino acids. Gene Ontology annotation, cellular component: extracellular region.